GGCAGAUCGACGGUGCAGCAGCUGUCUCGUCCGCUCAGUUUAACCAUUGCCUUUCCUCGCUGAAGCAUUCUCCUUCUCCAACAUCACGGCCAAGCACAUGAUGACGGGACACGAGUCCAAAGAUAUAUUCACCAUGGCUACUCAUCCGGCGUCUUACCCAGCAGCUCAAAUCCCAGCCCCGCCCCAGCAAGACGAUGUCCCGGUCGGCUAUCAAAAGCCCAGUAAAGAAGAAAUCGAGGCAUUCUACAUUUCUUCGCGCUUGUCGAUGCCCCCUAUGAUUCGGUUGCCGCUCGCCACAAUGCUGUCUUUUGGCACUGGCUUCCUUGUCGGAGCAGGGCACGGCAGCAAAAUCGCCAGUCUCCAGUUCCGCGCCGAGCAUGCCCACAAGCUGCCCUCGACCGCCACCGGCUGGUACCUGUACCACAAGAGCAAGAAUUACAUCGCAGCCCGCGGAGGCCUACGUGAGGGGUUAAAGAUGGGAACCAAGAUUGGUGUCUGGACUACGGCUGUGUUUUCCAUUGAGCACAUGUUUGACGAGUAUCGCGGCACUGCCGAUCUGUUCAACACUGUGACGUCCAUGGUGACUUGUGCUGGAGUCUUUAGCCUCUGGAACCGUUACUCAUUGCCCCUCGCAGCCCGAACCACCAAGACAGCCCUCGUGGUCGGUACCCUCUACGGCGGAAUACAAGACAUCCUGGCGGCUAAGAGGGGCCGCCGUCUGCAGUACGUCGAGUAUAUCAAGCGCAAGAUCAGGACCUUGAAGCAAAAGGCAUGA
Messenger RNA from Podospora pseudocomata, 775 nucleotides. RefSeq lists its product as uncharacterized. Lineage: Eukaryota; Fungi; Ascomycota; Sordariomycetes; Sordariales; Podosporaceae. The record is from RefSeq and is a predicted model, not a curated record. Bases 98 to 775 code for a protein of 225 amino acids. The transcript is spliced from 2 exons.